UCCAUAAUAGAUCAUGAAACUGGUUACAUGGCACAUAUAGUGAAGCUGACUGUAAACAUCUGGCGAGGACCAAAUAUAAACUGCACAGACAGUUCAGGUUAUACUGCUUUACAUCAUGCAGCUUUAAAUGGACACAAGGAUAUAGUUCUCAAAUUACUUCAGUAUGAAGCAUCAACUAAUGUGGCAGAUAAUAAAGGUUAUUUUCCCAUUCACUUGGCUGCUUGGAGAGGAGAUGUAGACAUUGUGAAGAUUCUCAUCCAUCAUGGGCCAUCACACUCCAGAGUGAAUGAACAGAACAAUGAAAAUGAAACAGCACUGCAUUGUGCAGCUCAAUAUGGUCAUUCAGAAGUAGUUGCUGUUCUGUUAGAAGAGCUAACAGACCCUACAAUAAGGAACAACAAACUAGAAACACCUCUGGAUCUGGCAGCACUUUAUGGACGUCUGCGUGUUGUAAAAAUGAUCAUCAAGGCAUAUCCAAACCUGAUGAACUGUAAUACAAGAAAACACACUCCUUUGCAUCUUGCUGCACGAAAUGGCCACAAAGCUGUUGUACAGGUGCUUCUGGAGGCUGGAAUGGAUGUCAGCUGCCAAACAGAAAAAGGGAGUGCACUACAUGAAGCAGCCCUAUUUGGGAAGGUGGAGGUAGUACGCAUUUUGCUUGAAGCAGGAAUUGAUACCAACAUAAAGGACAGUUUGGGUAGAACAGUUUUAGAUAUUCUUAAAGAACAUCCAUCUCAGCAGUCCCUCCAAAUUGCAGCUCUACUUCAAGCUGAAAAACCACUGAAGCACUGGGAUUUUGGGAAACCUGAAGGUACUGUAAUUGAGUUCGGCUUAA
Molecule: messenger RNA, 835 nt
Organism: Pterocles gutturalis (yellow-throated sandgrouse)
Lineage: Eukaryota; Metazoa; Chordata; Aves; Pterocliformes; Pteroclidae
Product: ankyrin repeat and sterile alpha motif domain-containing protein 1B-like
Exons: 7
Cellular component (GO): cytosol
Molecular function (GO): protein binding
Source: RefSeq, a predicted model, not a curated record